GUCAUUCCAUGAUUAUCCAUUCCACUUUAUUGAAAUUAAGACCAGCGCCUCAUCCUGGUUCUAAAGAAAUCAGACCUAAGAUAGACCAGUAAAGUCAACUUCGCAAGAGUUUUAAUUUAGCCAAUGGCGUUUUAGAGCAGUGCAAAAUGUAAAGUAUUGACUGAUUGAGAUGGAAAAACCAUCCUUUAAAUGCUCAAUGAUUCAAGACCCUUUUCUCUUUGCUUAGCAGUGGAAGAAAGAUAAGAAUACCUUUCACUUUGGCUACAUCUCUGGUUAUAAUUGAUCUUCAUGGAGGAUGCUGAAGGGAUUGAACUACAAAUCACAGCUGCAGAUGAUCAUAAAGAGCCAAACUCAAGCAAUGACGCCGCCUCUAUUAACAACAAAAUGCAGCUACCAAAACUCAUUCAUUACAAGUGGUGGCUCCGAGUGACCUGCUAUAUACUAUUUCUUGUCACAGGCCAAUCUGCUGCCACUCUUUUGGGAAGAUUAUACUAUGACAAAGGUGGGAAUAGCAAGUGGAUGGCAACGUUUGUUCAAUCUGCUGGCUUUCCAAUUCUACUUCCCCUCCUUUUCUUCUUCACUUCUUCUAUCAAUUCCAACACCGCAACAAAUCCCAUUAGCUCUUCCUUUGCAAACAAACCAGAAGGUCCUAAACUAUCCACUCUUACAUUUCUAUACAUUGGCUUUGGGGCACUCUUAACAGGUGACAACUUGAUGUACUCAUAUGGACUAUUAUACCUUCCUGUCUCCACUUAUUCUCUUCUCUGUGCAACUCAACUGGCCUUUAAUGCACUCUUCUCCUUCUUCCUUAAUUCACAAAAGUUAUCUCCAUUUGUGCUCAAUUCUCUAAUUCUCCUUACUGCUUCAGCCUCCCUUCUAGCAGUUAAUGCAGACUCUGAGAACUCUGCAGGCAUUCCCAGAAGAAAAUACGUAAUUGGUUUUUUCUGUACACUUGGUGCAUCAGCAACAUACUCUUUGUACCUUUCCCUCGUGCAGCUUUCUUUUGAGAAGGUUAUCAAUAAAGAAACCUUCUCUACCGUGUUGAAUAUGCAAAUAUAUCCAUCUUUUGUUGCAACUUGUGGCUGUGUGGUGGGACUUUUUGCAAGCAGGGAAUGGGAAAGUCUUGAAAAUGAGAUGAAAGAAUAUAAAGAAGGAAAAGUAUCCUAUUUGAUGACUCUGAUUUGGACUGCUAUUACAUGGCAAAUUUCCUCAGUGGGUUUGUUGGGGUUGAUUUUUGAGGUAUCCUCUCUUUUCUCUAAUGUCAUAAGUACACUGGCUUUGCCGCUUGUUCCCAUUCUUGUUGUGAUAUUUUUCCACGAUAAGAUGAAUGGUGUGAAGGUUAUGGCAAUGCUGUUGGCAAUCUGGGGCUUUCUUUCCUACACUUAUCAACAUUAUCUAGAUGAUGCUAAAUCCAAGACAAGCCUUACCAGUGAAAAUGAGGUUGCUGGGGCACAAUUAGAGACUGGUUGAUAGUUGAAACACACAAGAGAAUUAAUGUACAAGCUGGACAAUGGAAGAACAUGAAGAAGAAGCUCAUCAUCGACUAAUAAACUAUGCAGCUUCUUUUCUAGACUAACGUAUUCCUGAUACUUGAAAAGGUUGCUCUAGAGUCUCGAAGGACAGCAGAGGAAGAGAGACAGAGCGUGUCGUUAUGCCCCUGCACUUUCCGAUAAAAUCCUAGUGUAAGUAGGAAUCUCGAUCAAAAAGGAUUUGUGUUAGAAUGGUUAUAACUAGUUAGUCAGUAUUAAUGAAUUUUGAAUUUAAAAGAGUGUGAAUCAAUCAUUAAACACUUGGCAUGUUAAAAUACUUCUGUGUUUUAGUUUUCAA
Molecule: messenger RNA, 1827 nt
Organism: Populus nigra (black poplar)
Lineage: Eukaryota; Viridiplantae; Streptophyta; Magnoliopsida; Malpighiales; Salicaceae
Product: probable purine permease 11
Exons: 3
Coding region: 289-1470 (393 amino acids)
Cellular component (GO): membrane
Molecular function (GO): purine nucleoside transmembrane transporter activity
Source: RefSeq, a predicted model, not a curated record